AUGGAGGGAGAGAGAGGAGGAGGAGGAGGAGGGGGAGUUCCCAGUUAUGAGCUACAGGUGUCGUUCUCCACGCCGCCGGUACAAGCUGCUGCUGCUGCCAUACACGAAAUGGGUUUUGUGCAGUUCGAUGAUCAAAGCCAAGUCCUCAGCUUCUUAGCCCCCCCGCCCCCCUCCCACUCUAAUCAUCAUCAUCAUCAUCAUCCUCAUCAAAUAUCUCCGCCGCCCCUCAACGGUACCGCCUCCGCUACCGCCCACACUGACGCUGCGGCCACCCACUUGGGGUUUGCUCACCAUCAUGAUCUUAAUAACGACCUCGUUACUUCCAGGCCAUCUUCUUGGAAUAAUGAUCCUCAACAGGUAAUGGGGACGAUGGAUCCAAAGGGCGUUAAUGACGAGAACUGCGCUGCCAAUGCUAACGUCGACGGAAGCAACUCCUCCUCAUGGUGGAGGAGCUCAACAUCAACAAAUGGGGGAGAGAAGAGCAAUAAUAAUAAUAAGGUGAAGGUGAGGAGGAAGCUGAGGGAGCCAAGGUUCUGUUUCCAAACGAGGAGCGAUGUGGAUGUGCUGGACGAUGGUUACAAAUGGCGCAAAUAUGGGCAGAAGGUCGUCAAGAACAGCCUCCAUCCUAGAAGUUAUUAUCGUUGUACCCAUAACAAUUGCCGAGUGAAGAAGAGAGUUGAGCGCUUGUCUGAGGAUUGUCGAAUGGUGAUAACAACCUACGAAGGCAGACACAAUCAUUCUCCCUGUGAUGACUCAAACUCAUCAGAACAUGAAUGCUUUACUUCAUUCUAA
Molecule: messenger RNA, 792 nt
Organism: Malania oleifera
Lineage: Eukaryota; Viridiplantae; Streptophyta; Magnoliopsida; Santalales; Ximeniaceae
Product: probable WRKY transcription factor 12
Exons: 4
Coding region: 1-792 (263 amino acids)
Biological process (GO): regulation of DNA-templated transcription
Molecular function (GO): sequence-specific DNA binding; DNA-binding transcription factor activity
Source: RefSeq, a predicted model, not a curated record